AUGAGGACCUACGACGACACCUUCUCUGGCCAGAAAAUCUACCCCGGAAAGGGCAAACUCUUCAUCCGCGGCGACAGCAAAGUCUUCCGUUUCCAAAAUGGCAAGACCGAGUCCCUCUUCCUUCAACGCAAGAACCCUCGCCGCAUCGCCUGGACUGUGCUGUGCCGGAGACAGAGGAGAAAGGGUAUCUCGGAGGAACAAGCCAAGACCCGCCGACGCCGACAAGUCAAGGCCCAGCGUGCCGUUGUCGGUGCCUCGCUCGAUGUGAUCAAGGAGCGCCGCUCGAUGCGUCCCGAGGCUCGCACUGCUGCCCGCAAGCAGGCGAUUGAGGAGGGCAAGGAGAAGAGGGCUGCUGCACAGAGCGUCAAGAAGGCGGAGAAGGCGAAGAAUGCGGGGGCUGCUGCGAAGGGACAGACUACUGGCCGGUGA
Messenger RNA from Neohortaea acidophila, 429 nucleotides. Its product is annotated as ribosomal protein L24e-domain-containing protein. Gene Ontology annotation, molecular function: mRNA binding; structural constituent of ribosome. Gene Ontology annotation, biological process: cytoplasmic translation. Lineage: Eukaryota; Fungi; Ascomycota; Dothideomycetes; Mycosphaerellales; Teratosphaeriaceae. The transcript has 3 exons. Bases 1 to 429 code for a protein of 142 amino acids. Gene Ontology annotation, cellular component: cytosolic large ribosomal subunit. The record is from RefSeq and is a predicted model, not a curated record.